AUGGAUGAAGAUAAAUUAUCAAUCAUAUUAGAUCAAUCAUCAAAUAAAAAAGUAAUCAAUAAUGAAUAUAAAAUAAUUAAAAAAAUCGGUCAAGGUCAAUAUGGUAAAGUAUUAUUAGGUGAAUUAACAACAAAAUCAAAUUCAUACGUUGCAAUUAAAACGAUAAAUCGAAUAGAUAAAAAGAGAUUAAUCACCAAGAAUUACAUGUCAUCAAUUUCAAAAAUUCGUAGAGAAAUUUCAAUAAUGAAAGAAUGUAAUCAUCCGAAUGUAGUGAAAUUAUAUAAAGUCAUUGAUGAUUUGAAAUUUGAUAAAAUAUUGUUAAUUCUUGAAUAUUGUAAAUUUGGAGAAAUUGAUUGGAGGAAUUAUAAUCAUUACUAUGAGAAAUAUAAUAAGCCAAAAGCUUUAAUACUUAAUAAAAUAUUACGAGAUGUUUUGAAUGGUCUUGAAUAUUUACAUUGUUAUAAAAAUAUAAUUCAUCGAGAUUUAAAACCUUCAAAUUUAUUAAUUGAUCAAAAUGGGACUAUUAAAAUUUCUGAUUUUGGAGUUAGUUUAAUUAUCGAAAAUAAUUCUAAUGAUGAUGUUGAAUUAGCUAAGAUAAUGGGUACUCCUGCUUUUUAUGCUCCUGAAUUAUGUCAAUUUGUUAAUAAUAGAUAUUCGAUAAUUACAAAUAAAGAUCAUGAAGCAAAUAAGAUUAAAAUUGAUUAUAGGAUAGAUAUUUGGAGUUUGGGGAUUACUUUAUAUUGUCUUAUGUUUAAUAAUUUACCAUUCAAUGGGAAAAAUGAAUUUGAAAUGUGUAAAAAUAUAGUCAAUCAAGAGUUAAAAUUUCCUGUUAUAAAACAUUCAAAAAGAGUAAAAGAAGAAGAUAUUGAAGAAUUGAAACAUUUUAAAUCACUAGUGAAAAAGAUAUUAGUCAAAAAUGCAAAUGAUAGGAUAAGUAUAGAAGAGAUUAAACAUCAUUCAUUCACAACGUAUGACUUGAAUACUAUUGAAAUUAAGAAGUUUCUUAAUUUCAAUAAGGCAAUUUUUAAAGAUGCAGAUUGUAAAAAACAGAUUAGUAAUAACCAGGAAUUGAAUCUAUCUACUAGAUUGAAAAAUUUUUUCAAAUCUAAUAAUGGUGAACCAAGUUUACCUUUAACGCCACCCCCUAAAAUAUCACCAUCAACAUCAACAUCAACAUCAAACUCAAACUCAAACUCAAACUCCUCAAAUUUAAAAUCAAAUUAUAAAGACUUACAUCAUGUGGAUGAUUUAUUAGAUUCUUAUUUAGAUGACUCAUCAUCUGAAAGUAUUGAAGAAGAUAUAGAUACGACAAAUAUAUUAAAUGAUUUAGACAUAGAAUCACCAACUAAAAAACAUAUACCAGAGCCAUUAAAUUUGAAAGAUAUAUCAUCAUACAAACUAACAACCAGUUCAACACCAACGAAUAAUGAAUUAUCACCUUAUAAACAAAGUAGUUCAAUCACACCAACGAAUAAUAACAUCACAAUCAUAGGAGAAAGUUCACCAUCGAGAAUAAUUUCAUUUUUUAGUCCAUCAAAACGAUUUUUCAAAAGAAAUCAACUUUUAAACGAUAGUUAUAAUCCAACAAUAAGUUCAUUAUCAAGUCCAAUUGGAGAGAAUAAACAACAACAUUUUGAUUUAAUUGAACCACCAUCAAUAUUCAGAAAAAGAGUCAAUGACGAAGAAGAUAAUAACAACAAACAAGAUAAUUCAAACUCAAAUUCAAAUUCAAAUUCAAACUUUUACGGGACUGGACUUAGGAAAUUAAGCUCUAGUUCAUCAUCAUUGAAUUUAAAUGCAUAUUUGACAGAUGAAUCAGAUUCAAUUUCAAUUAAAACAAAAGGGAAGAAGAAAAUAUGUGAGAAGAUAACUAAAGAUGAAGAUGAAGGUGAUUCUACAUUGAUAUUUGAUGAUUCAGAAAUACGGAAUAUAAAGGGGAUGGAUGAGUAUUUAAAUAGUUUAAAUUGA
Molecule: messenger RNA, 1968 nt
Organism: Insectozyma verbasci
Lineage: Eukaryota; Fungi; Ascomycota; Pichiomycetes; Serinales; Debaryomycetaceae
Source: the annotation of a GenBank genome assembly